Messenger RNA from Colletotrichum scovillei, 1986 nucleotides. RefSeq lists its product as uncharacterized. The record is from RefSeq and is a predicted model, not a curated record. The coding region runs from base 1 to 1986 and encodes 661 amino acids. The transcript is spliced from 3 exons. Lineage: Eukaryota; Fungi; Ascomycota; Sordariomycetes; Glomerellales; Glomerellaceae.
AUGAACGGCCCUUCGGAAUUCGAUGACGAAGAGUUUCGCACCGCACCAUCGACUCGAGAACACAGUCUAUCCGUCAAUAGAUCUCCAAUUGUGACUCAGCUACCAGGUGUAUUCGUUCCCUCAUGCCACAAUGGCACCGUCAUCUAUCCGACCACUACGCAGAGAGACCCAAAUCUCGCCCGCCGUCCAUCCAUCGUGCCCCCGGGCCCGCCCACUACCCUAGACUGCAGCUUGCUCAGUAAUGGAGAUGUCGAAACCAUGAUGUGGGCUCCUCAAGCUAGUCCGGUUUUCCGGCGGCCAUCAAGAUGCAUGAGCAUGGAUCAGACUAGAACUCAAACCCAUAGCCACUGUCUGCCCCCGUUCGCUGGAGAGGCAGUCGCCAAGGGGAAUCUGACAACGAACCACAGAUCACGUCCAGUCUCGACCUCCAAGCUUCAACAUGGCCCCACGACGAUGCCCAUACGAGGCCGACGCGAUAUUCCAGGCAGCCACAGCUCCAUCAAUGCUCGUCAUGGCCGACACUCAUCCCGAUCCGAGCAUCUCUCCGACACUCCGAGAAGGUCUGGUCCCAAUAUUUGGGGAAAGCCCAAUACCUUGAUGCAGCAAAUCAUGGGAAAGGUACGGGUUCGUCUUGCUGGUCAACGAAGAACGACGAAUAUCUCUCCAAGCGACACCGAUGGAGGGACACCAUGCAACCAAGCCUCAUGCCAGUACGUCCUCACUGAUGAUCAAGUACAAGACGUCGUGGAGAUUGUUUUCAAAGAAAUUUGCAAGCACAAUACAACCAUGGAGGAUGCUAUCAAAACCCAGCAAGCAACUAAUACUGUGUCUACUCGUGCAGCUGAUACAGCGACCACCAUCAACGAACCCGAGACCUCCUUCUUUAAUCGAAGCGCCAUUAAUGGUCAGGUGCGGUCAAGAAGUGUGUCUCGACCGGCACCCAUCACCACGAUUGUCUCACGCGACAGUAUCACUGAUAUACGCUGGCUCGCCAAUACGCUGGCAGAACAAUCUGGUCAGGCCCGGGGACCGGCUUCGGAUGCCCCCGAAGUACCAACGUCUGCCGUGUGCCAGACCAACUCUUCCAAGUUUACUGUGUCUAGCAUUAUUGAGGCACUCUGUCGGGCUUCUGAUUCUGAUGGAGUAUCGGAUUCCUCUGAUUUCCAUGGGUUCUCGCUCGGUUCUCAGCUCGUAGGUGAAUUGGAUCGUCAAAAGGAAAACGUCAAAGAAUCCAGCGUCGAUGACGAAGCUUCUUCAAUCACUUCAUUCCCUAGCCUGCCACUGCGACACUGCACGGAUGAGUGGCUGAUCACCCCGGCUAGUCUUGCCACUCUCGAACAUGAAGAUAAAGACAAGUUCAACAUGUAUCAUUUGGGAAUUGACGCGAGACUUGGCAGUGUCGCAGCCAGCAGUAAGGACUCACCUCAUAGAGAUUCCGAACAUCCUACAAGCCACGAGGUAGAUCUUCCCUUGGAUGAUCCUGCGAGUGUCAAAACCAAACCCUCUCACCGAGGCUCCGAGGGCUUGUCAGACUCGCACGCAUGCAGCGAGAACAAGGCAUCAGGCCAAUUAGCCAAGAAUCCCAGGCGGCGCUCUGCUCAUUUCGCAGAGCCUUUGGUACAAGACACUCGCAAAGCAGAGCCAGGAUUCAUGCAGCAGAUCACGCGAAAGAUCAGUUCUGUGUUUCAGAGUUCACCAAGUAGUAGCCGUACAACCCGCGCACCAGCGCCAUCCGAAGUUGAAAAUGAGGUUACCGGAAAGGCUGCCGGAGAACUUGGUGCAAGCCGACUAGCUGCGGGAACUGGCGGUCCUGGUGUGGAUUGCCUCUCAGAGCCGGAGCCCGACGCCGUCUAUCAGGCUAUGGUGCUAUCCAAGCCUACGAAAGACAAGAAGCAACGCCGUAGCACUUGUUCUGAAGACUACAUUCCCCACGCGUGCGUGGAUGAUCUGAGCACGUCGGGAAUGCCCUCACCCAAUAUCCAGUAA